AUGGGUGAUGUGGCUAAAGACCUUACUGCUGGAACUAUUGGAGGGGCUGCACAACUAGUAGUUGGUCACCCAUUCGACACCAUAAAGGUCAAGCUCCAAAGCCAGCCUACACCACUUCCCGGCCAGGUUCCGAAAUAUUCCGGUGCAAUUGAUGCUGUCAAGAAGACAAUAGCAGCCGAAGGUCCAAGGGGCUUAUACAAAGGUAUGGGAGCACCACUUGCUACAGUAGCCGCCUUCAACGCUGUCCUAUUUACGGUUAGAGGCCAAAUGGAAACAUUGUUGAGAUCGUCUCCUGGUGAGGCCCUCACAAUAAACCAGCAGGUUGUUUGUGGAGCAGCAGCUGGACUUUCUGUUUCCUUUCUAGCUUGUCCUACUGAACUGCUCAAAUGCAGGUUACAAGCACAGAGUGCACUAGCUGGUUCAGGAACAGCAACAUUGGCGGUGAAAUACGGAGGACCAAUGGAUGUAGCCAGACAUGUUCUCAGAUCAGAAGGUGGCAUAAAGGGUCUUUUCAAAGGCUUGAUCCCCACUAUGGCGCGUGAAAUACCUGGAAACGCAGCAAUGUUUGGCGUAUACGAAGCAACAAAGCAAUUAAUUGCAGGAGGCACCGACACCUCAGGACUCGGUAGAGGCUCUCUGAUGGCUUCCGGAGGCUUGGCUGGCGCUGCUUUUUGGUGUAUGGUUUAUCCAACUGAUGUUGUUAAGAGCGUGUUGCAAGUUGAUGAUUACAAAAAUCCAAAGUUUUCUGGUUCAAUUGAUGCUUUCAGAAGGAUAAAAGCUACCGAGGGAAUUAAAGGGCUUUAUAAGGGUUUCGGUCCGGCAAUGUUCAGAAGUGUUCCUGCAAAUGCAGCAUGUUUCUUGGCAUAUGAGAUGACAAGAUCAGCUUUGGCAUGA
Molecule: messenger RNA, 894 nt
Organism: Lathyrus sativus (Indian pea)
Lineage: Eukaryota; Viridiplantae; Streptophyta; Magnoliopsida; Fabales; Fabaceae
Source: the annotation of a GenBank genome assembly